AUGAGAGUUGCGAUCCGGGAACAGUUAGCAGCCCUUGUGCUGCUUGCUGUGCUCGUCGCGCUCGCCAUCGUCUCUAUACCUACUUGGAUUUACGUCAACCGUUUCGUUAUUGGAGUAGAGACUAAUGGCCUCUCCUUAACCGCUUCUCUCAAAGCCGCCCGCGUUGCCUCCGAAAUCGAAUUGAUCCAGACGACAUGCAAUCACAUAGCGACGAGACUACUUAUUCAAAACGCUCUUGCAUCUUUUUAUCGCGGUAACGAAUCUGAUGCUCUUUGGGACUCUGCCUCUGCCGAUAUCAUCAGCGCCUUGAUCACUCCACCGGGCGUUUCUACAAAUCUCCUACAAUCGAGAAUUUAUUCACGAAAUGAGACUGGCGCAGAUCGAUCUGGUGGACUUCUUAGUGUAACCGGUAGUAACAUUUCUGAGGUUAGACUGCCUUAUAAGGCUUCUGAUGGAUCACAAGCUAUAUUAGGUGAUAACCCUUCGGGUUAUCCGCCGUCACUGUAUCCAAACAUUACAUAUUACAGUUCAACAGAUCCCGACCCAGGCUAUCCUAACCAUACUGCUGUCGUAGCUAGGCCGUUUCCAGAUAUACGAAUUGACUCGAGUGUUGAUGGCAUGGUAUUAGGACCGCUCGUAAUCAAUGAGACAUACGCCCUUAUCUCAUUGACAAUUCCGAUCCGCAGCAAUCGAAACGAUGAGGUGAUACUUGGAUAUAUGACUACGGUCGCCGAUGCUACCCCGCUCAUUAAGAUCGCUGCGUCUAAAGAGGGAUUGGGAGAUACCGGCACGGUUUUGCUCGUCGGCCCUUCUACGGGCUGGAAUCGGUUCAGCAAGUAUAACCUACCUGCGAAUGCGAGCCACGAAGCGGCGACUAAUUUCUCGAAUGUCGACGUCAAUUUUGUCUUACCGCCGCGAGUGAUGCCUGGCCAAUCAGAUAGGCAUACGCUGCAUAAUUAUGCCUCUGGAAAUUUCGAUCAGCCUUUCAAAGUCGCAAGAUACAAUGCGGCAUACAGGUCUUUCACUGCUCGGAACCCUUCGAUCAACAAUGCUAGCAGCAUACUUUCUACCAAAAAUGAGCAGGGGGUUGAAGUUGCCGUCGGAUAUGCUCGGCCGCAGACUUCGCUGGUUAAUUGGACGCUCAUCGUCGAACAGGACAAGUCCGAGGCUUAUAUUCCUAUCGAUACACUUCGACAUAUACUGUUAGCUUGCGUGUUCGGAACUGUUGGGCUCACCCUACUCUUAGUUAUACCUUGUGCUCAUAUGAGCGUUUUGCCUAUUCGCAGAUUAAAGGCCGCCACCGAAAAAUCUAUUGCUCCUCCCGGUUACGCCGAAGCAUAUAUAGACGACUUAGACUACGACGAGGACGAGGACCAUGAAGGAUCAGGCAGUAGGAGCCGAAAAUCUGCUAACGGGGUUGUAAUUCGGUUGAGAAGAUUAAUUCGGAGAUCAACGCGAUCAAGGAUUGCGCCAUCGACCCACGACAGCGAGCCGCGAAGACGGAUUUUCAAGAUUCCUGGCAAAGUCAGCGAUCGCAAGCACUACGUAACCGACGAGCUUACAGAGUUAACGACGACUUUUAACGAAAUGAGCGAAGAACUAUUAAGGCAGUACACUUCCUUAGAAGAGAAAGUUGCGGAGCGAACACGCGAACUCGAGAUCAGUAAGAAGGCAGCUGAGGCCGCCAACGAGAGCAAGACUCUAUUCAUUGCGAACAUCUCUCACGAGCUCAAGACUCCCCUAAACGGUAUCUUAGGCAUGUGUGCUGUCUGUAUGGAAGAAGACGACUUACCCCGGAUCAAGCAGUCUCUAAAAACCCUUUACAAAUCUGGGGAUCUGCUCUUGCAUCUCCUUGAAGAUUUGUUAAGCUUUUCGAAAAACCAGAUUGGUCAGCAACUAAGCCUAGAGGAGAGAGAAUUCCGACUAAGUGAUAUUCGGUCGCAAGUAGCAACCAUUUUUGACAAACAAGUGCGUGAAGGUUCGAUCGAUUUCUCAGUCGCUUUCUUAGGCACCGAACCAGAUAUGAGCCCCAGUCCCGAACGAGCCGAAGUGGAUAAGAAACUCCCAGCUAUCGGUCCUCUAGGGACUGGUAGGCUGAAAGAUAUGUGCCUGUGGGGCGACCAGCAUCGAAUUCUGCAGGUGCUUAUCAACCUUGUGAGCAAUAGUCUUAAGUUUACGCCGGCCGGAGGGAAGGUGUCAGUGAGGAUAAGAUGCCUGCGUGAAAUUGAAGCAUCUUUCGACGUAAGCAGGACUUCGUCCUUGUCGAAAACUGGAUCCGGUCGCCCAGGUAGGACGAGACAUAGAAUGGGGUCGGGUUCGAAUAAGUCAAAGAGCUCAAAUGAAAUUACAACUCCUCAGUCUCAAUACAAGGGAGGGGGUACAGCAUUGUCGAUUAAUCCCUUGGAUCCUAAAGCAACACCCUACGUGCGCAUACGUGAAAGGUCGCCAACGCCACCUCCGCCAAGCGCGAAGUCAUUCUUGUUCGAAUUCGAAGUGGAGGAUACGGGUCCCGGAAUUCCGGAUCAUAUGCAGCAGAGAGUUUUCGAACCUUUCGUCCAGGGUGAUCUAGGCCUCAGCAAGAAGUUUGGAGGAACUGGCCUAGGGUUGAGCAUUUGCCAGCAGUUGGCAAAUUUGAUGGGAGGAAGCAUUUCUCUGAGAAGUACUGUCGGUGUUGGCACUACUUUCACUAUGCAAAUACCAUUAAAGUACACCAAGGAUAGGGCUUCUAGUACGGCUUCGAGUAGUAUCAAGUCACGCCCGACUAGCAUUAAUAGUUCGGUCGAUGGGGAUACCAGAAAAAAUUCCCUGACAUUAACACAAACUACAGCGGGCGCCAAAGCUAAUGUGCUUGAUCAGAAACCGCGUCUUGUUGGACUCAGCCAGCCUUUCUUUGCUACCACCCCCAGUGCCAAGACACCGCCGACCCCGACCCCGGAUGAUCGAAUGAAAGCCAUAGAGAUGGCUAAAGCAAGCAAAGGCGACGGGAAACUGCGAGUUCUCGUUGCCGAAGACAACCCUACCAAUAUUGAGGUUGUUAGCAGGAUGUUAAAACUAGAGGACGUGUACGAUGUGACUAUCGCAAAAGACGGCCAGGAAGCGUACGAACUUGUAAAGGCGAACAUGGAGAAUAAUCUCUAUUUCGACUUGAUUUUCAUGGACAUUCAAAUGCCUAACCUCGACGGCCUACAGAGCACUCGCCUCAUUCGGAAGAUGGGAUACUCAGCACCGAUUGUGGCACUGACAGCUUUCUCGGAAGAGAGCAAUAUUAAAGAUUGCAUGGAAUCUGGGAUGAAUGAAUUCCUAAGCAAGCCUAUCCGUCGACCCGCACUCAAGCAAGUUCUUAAGAAGUUUGCAACGAUUCCUGAGGAACCAGAAACGGCAUCCCAAUUAACCAGGAAGAGCACCCCUGAAAAGGGCGACCGACCCGCCGCGGUUCGGCCACCAAAUGGAGAAACCUUUACAUCUUCAAACUCAACCCCUACCCUCAAAGAGCGUCCCGUUAUGAAUGGCGUACACCCAACCACGGAUAUAGAUAUAUGA
Daldinia vernicosa is the source of this 3540-nucleotide messenger RNA. Its product is annotated as putative histidine kinase SlnCl1. The coding region runs from base 1 to 3540 and encodes 1179 amino acids. The record is from RefSeq and is a predicted model, not a curated record. Gene Ontology annotation, molecular function: phosphorelay sensor kinase activity. Lineage: Eukaryota; Fungi; Ascomycota; Sordariomycetes; Xylariales; Hypoxylaceae. Gene Ontology annotation, biological process: phosphorelay signal transduction system; phosphorylation. The transcript is spliced from 2 exons.